CUUCUCCAACGGCACCAUGCUCUCCUUUUACUUCCUUCUCCCUUUUUAACGUUUGCAUGUCUAUGCUUCUCUCCCAUUCAUCCACCAGCCUCUGCAAUUCCAGAUUCUCUCUCUAAGAGGGUUUCUCAUGUGACCCACAUUUUUUCUGUCUUCAUUCUUCCACUGAGGACGUAUUCCUGUGCUACCUUGCUUUGUUUCUGGAAGUUGGUUUUGCAGGAAGAAGGAAGAGAGGAAGGAAAGAGGAGCAAAAAUGGUGAAGAAGGCUUCUUCUUCCCCUGCUUCUCCUGUGACCAUAACGGUCUCAGCGACAGCAAUAGGUGGCUCUAGAUCCAUGGGCAUCACCAGCCCUGUUCCCAGGACGUCCAUAUCAAACAGUCCAAAUUCUCCGCUGAUCAGCAGAGGGAAGAGGUUGUCGACCGGUUCGAGGUACUGCUCAGAGACUAAAGAUGAGACUGAUGUGAGCUCUGAAUAUGUGAGUUACACGGUGCAGAUACCUCCGACUCCCGACCACCAGCCAAUGUCAGAUUCACAGGCCAGCCUCCCCGGCGAAUCUGAGUCUAAGAUUGCCGGGAAAACGCAGAACAGCUUCAUCUCAGGAACCAUUUUUACUGGAGGAUUCAAUUGUGUGACCAGGGGACACAUCAUAGAACCCAUGAAAAGCUACCCUGAAAAACCAGAGGAAUCCAUGAUGUUGGUCUGCGGAAUGCCAGGAUGCGACGGCAAGGCACUCCGUGAGGAGGGUAAUCUGCCCUGCCUUUGCCGCUUCAGGAUCUGCAGAGAAUGCUACUUGGAGCGCAUCAGGAACGGAGAGAAAUGCCCUGGAUGCAAAGAAGAGUUCAGAGAGGUGGAGGAGGAUGUGGAGGAAGAAUCCCUGUCUGAAGCAGAGGAUCAAGCUCUUCCUCUGCCCACCAUGAAGGAGCCAAAGCUCGAAAAAAGGCUCUCUGUUGUGAGAUCAUUCAAAGCUCCGAAUCAUCCGCCCGAAUUCGACCAUGCUAGAUGGCUCUAUGAAACCAAGGGAACCUAUGGAUAUGGAAAUGCUGUCUGGCCUAAGGAAGGAUAUACUGGCGGCUCGUUCCAGGAGCCUCCUGAUUUUGAAGAGAAAAGCAGGAGGCCAUUGACAAGAAAAACUGCUGUAUCUACAGCAAUUCUGAGCCCAUACAGAUUGUUAAUAAUGAUCCGCUUAGUGGCUCUCGGUUUCUUUCUCACAUGGAGAAUUCGCCAUCCGAAUCACGAGGCAAUGUGGCUUUGGGGAAUGUCUACAGUCUGUGAGAUGUGGUUCGCCAUAUCAUGGCUUCUCGACCAGCUACCUAAACUCUGUCCAGUGAACAGAGUAACAGAUUUGACAGUACUCAAGCAGCGCUUCGAGUCACCGAGUUUUAGGAACCCGAAAGGAAGAUCUGACCUGCCUGGCAUAGAUGUCUUCGUUUCUACAGCAGAUCCUGAGAAAGAGCCUCCACUGGUUACUGCUAAUACGAUACUAUCGAUCCUUGCAGUUGAUUAUCCAGUUGAAAAAGUCGCAUGUUAUCUUUCUGAUGAUGGAGGCGCGCUCCUAACAUUUGAAGCUCUUGCAGAAACUGCGAGCUUUGCUCGGAUAUGGGUUCCAUUCUGCAGAAAGCACAACAUUGAACCCCGGAAUCCAGAGUCCUAUUUUGGGCAGAAACGUGAUUUCUUGAAGAACAAAGUCCGGUUGGAUUUCGUGAAGGAGAGAAGAAGGGUGAAGAGAGAAUACGAUGAGUUCAAGGUGAGGAUCAAUUCCCUGCCUGAAUCAAUCAGGAGGAGGUCAGAUGCUUACAAUGCACAUGAAGAACUUCGUGCCAAGAAGAAACAGUUUGAAAUGGGAGGCAAUAUUUCCGAACCCAUCAAAGUUCCAAAGGCAACAUGGAUGGCUGAUGGUGCACAUUGGCCAGGAACAUGGCCGUCCGGUGAGGUUGACCACUCCAGGGGAGACCACGCCAGCAUAAUUCAGGCAAUGCUGGCUCCUCCGAACUCAGAACCAGUAAUGGGCGCAGAGGCAGAUGAUUCCAAUCCAGUUGAUACAACUGAAGUAGACAUCAGACUACCCAUGUUGGUUUACGUUUCUCGAGAGAAAAGGCCCGGUUAUGACCACAACAAAAAGGCAGGAGCCAUGAAUGCGUUGGUCCGGACGAGUGCUAUCAUGUCCAAUGGGCCCUUCAUUCUUAAUCUGGACUGCGAUCACUACAUAUACAACUCGAUGGCUCUUCGUGAAGGAAUGUGCUUCAUGUUGGAUAGAGGAGGCGACAGGAUUUGCUACGUUCAGUUCCCUCAGAGAUUCGAGGGGAUUGAUCCCAACGAUAGAUACGCAAAUCACAACACAGUAUUUUUUGAUGUGAGUAUGAGAGCUCUUGAUGGUCUUCAGGGCCCAAUGUACGUUGGUACUGGCUGUGUUUUCAGAAGAAUAGCUCUCUAUGGUUUCAACCCACCGAGAACUACAGAACACAGAGGGUGCUUUGGAAGAAGGAAGAUUAAGCUCUUCUUGAGAAAGCCAAAGACACCCAAGAAUGAGUUGGAACAGAUAAUUUCUGGUGGCAACGACGACGAAGGCUUCGAUGAUCUUGAAUCACAGCUUCUUCCUAAGAAGUUUGGCAAUUCAACUACUCUUGUUGCUUCAAUUCCUCUUGCUGAAUAUCAGGGGAGGUUGCUGCAAGAGCAGGAUGGAGUGAAACUCGGCAGGCCUGCUGGUGCGCUUGCCAAACCAAGAGAGCCUCUUGAUGCUGCCACUGUUGCUGAAGCCAUCAGUGUGAUAUCCUGCUUCUACGAGGAUAAAACAGAGUGGGGACAAAGAAUUGGCUGGAUCUACGGUUCUGUGACAGAGGAUGUGGUAACAGGAUACAGGAUGCAUAACAGAGGGUGGAGAUCUAUCUAUUGUGUCACAAAGAGAGAUGCAUUCCGAGGAACUGCACCUAUCAAUCUCACUGACAGACUUCACCAGGUUCUUCGUUGGGCAACAGGUUCUGUCGAGAUAUUCUUCUCUCGUAACAAUGCACUAUUUGCCAGUAGCAGAAUGAAGUUCUUGCAGAGGGUGGCGUACUUCAACGUUGGUAUCUACCCUUUCACAUCCAUCUUUCUCAUUGUCUACUGCAUCCUACCUGCCAUGUCUCUGUUCACUGGACAAUUCAUAGUCCAGACACUGAGCGUAACUUUCCUGAUUUAUCUGCUUCUCAUAACCCUCACACUCUGCCUCCUGGCGAUUCUUGAGAUAAAGUGGUCGGGGAUCACCCUCCAUGACUGGUGGAGGAACGAGCAGUUCUGGUUGAUUGGAGGAACCAGCGCUCACCCUGCCGCUGUCUUACAGGGUCUCCUUAAGGUGAUUGCUGGUGUGGAUAUAUCAUUCACACUGACUUCGAAAUCCGCAGUUGAUGAUAGCGAAGAUGAAUUUGCUGACCUCUAUGUAGUGAAGUGGAGCUUCCUGAUGGUUCCUCCUAUUACCAUCAUGAUGGUGAACAUCAUUGCCAUAGCUGUGGGUGCGGCGCGAACCAUGUACAGCGAGUACCCCGAGUGGAGUAAGCUUCUUGGUGGUGUCUUCUUCAGCUCAUGGGUGCUCUGCCACCUGUACCCAUUUGCAAAGGGAUUGAUGGGGAGGAGGGGAAAAACUCCCACCAUAGUUUUUAUGUGGUCCGGUUUGAUAUCCAUCAUCAUUUCACUGAUGUGGGUGUAUGUUAGUCCACCCUACUCGAAGACCCAGUAUGGAAAAUUCCAGUUUCCUUGAGGUGUUACAGAAAGAACCAGCAAUAUGAACAGUUUCUCUGAAAUUCAAAACGGAAGAACCUACGACAGAAGUUACAGUUUCAGUUCCUGUGCUCCGAAAGGAACAAACAGCUUCCCUGGACCAAUUUUUCUCUCUUAUCAUGUAAUGUUUGUUUGUUACUUGUUACUUGCAACCUUAUUCUUUCCUACCGUGUAUUUCUAUUUCUCGUAGAGCAAGCAGAAAUAUGACAUACUAGCCUAUUAUUUCUCAA
This is a messenger RNA of Nymphaea colorata (pocket water lily), 3977 nucleotides long. Its product is annotated as cellulose synthase-like protein D5. Bases 251 to 3727 code for a protein of 1158 amino acids. Gene Ontology annotation, biological process: cellulose biosynthetic process; plant-type primary cell wall biogenesis. Gene Ontology annotation, cellular component: plasma membrane; trans-Golgi network. Gene Ontology annotation, molecular function: mannan synthase activity; cellulose synthase (UDP-forming) activity. The record is from RefSeq and is a predicted model, not a curated record. Lineage: Eukaryota; Viridiplantae; Streptophyta; Magnoliopsida; Nymphaeales; Nymphaeaceae. The transcript is spliced from 3 exons.